CUUAAGUGGAUUACUCCUCGUAGGUAUCUUAUCACGGUAGACACCGGCAAGCAUUCUCUUUUCCUUUUAUAGAAGUUUGAAUUCAAUGAACGCUCAGAUCACCUUGUCCGUUCAUCCCAUAAUCCUCGCCUCGAAGUAUGUCCAAAUCAGCUGAUCAGCUUCGCCUUGGCAACUACAGCAACUACUAUGAACUCCGCGAUCAGGAAAACCGACCAAAGUGCAUUGCCCAGAGUCUACCGGAGUGUUUCGAAAAGCUAGCUCCCCUCGAAACUACCAGCCCUGUCUACCUGUUGGACAUUGGUUGUAACGUUGGAAAACUAACUGGCGAAAUUCGGGAUGUGCUACAAGCUGCUCCACAAGCACAACACCGGCAGGUGCACGCACUAGGAGUUGAUAUCGAUCAAGCGCUUAUCAGUCGAGCCACCGAAAACCAUGGUUCUUCAAAUCUCCAAUUUGCUCAAGCUGAUAUUGGAGCGGUGGCUCACGGUGAGUCAGCAGAUGGCAUUCAGCAGUACAUGACGGACAAGGGAAUCGAUCGAUUUGACUUUGUUUGCUGUUUCUCCGUGCUUAUGUUCAUUCAUCUUAUACGAGGCGACACUGGCUUGAGGACAGUGUUGGAUUACGUUUGCGCACGGGCGAAGAUUUUAGUUCUAGAGUUGCACAGUUGGGACAGCUACGUAGCUCAGUAUGAAAACCAUCAUCGUCAGAAUGGGGGAGAGUAUGAGCAUUUCCGUGACUUACAGUGGAAAGGAGAAGACUAUAUUAGACGAUAUGUGGGUUCUAGAGGAUUCGUUGUGAUUCGCGAUUCAACGGAGAAAAUUCCUCCAAGAAACCGAGCUAUUGAGAUUUUUGCCAGCCAUGACGGAUAGAUUGUGAUUGUUGUGUUUGUUAUUAUGUUCUAAUAUA
Molecule: messenger RNA, 906 nt
Organism: Aedes albopictus (Asian tiger mosquito)
Lineage: Eukaryota; Metazoa; Arthropoda; Insecta; Diptera; Culicidae
Product: probable RNA methyltransferase CG11342
Exons: 2
Coding region: 138-869 (243 amino acids)
Biological process (GO): negative regulation of pre-miRNA processing
Cellular component (GO): cytoplasm
Molecular function (GO): RNA methyltransferase activity; O-methyltransferase activity
Source: RefSeq, a predicted model, not a curated record